CACGCUUCCUUGGGAGGAAAGACGUGAGGGAGGGGUCUGGAGAACGAUUGGAACUUCGGAGGCCGGGAGGUCUUGUGGCUCAAACCUGUCGCACGCAACGGGAACCUGGUGUCCAGUGAGGGGUGUGGGCUGGCACAUGUUGAUAUCAGAUUUUCCAGAUCUCUUACUUCUAGAUUGGGCCGGCACUGGAGGCACCGUGCCAUUAAGGGUAGAACCAGACUUAAAGCCACAACUGGGAGCAUUUAGGACCAAACUUUGUCCCUGGUGGGAGCGAGCAGGCCGGUGAAGCGGGGCAGGCCUGGGCUUGCCUUGGGCUGCAUGCAGGCACUGGCCUAGCCCUGAGGAUAAAGUCCGACCGGGUUUCCUGUGGGCGUUUUAAGGCUUUUCUGUGAUUCAUUCAUCGUUCAUUCAUGUAGCGAUCAUUGAAUACUGUACUAGGCGCCAGUAAUAGGUAGAGAAGUGAUCAAGACGAACACUAUUCCUACGAUCCAGGCAGGGAUAAUAAUGGGCUGUAGAAGCCCUGGGCGGGGAGGAACAGGGACAGCUUCCUAAACUAAAUCGUGAACGCUGGUCAGGAGUGGUGGGGAGUGUUCCAAAGAGAAAACAGCACGUGCCAAGACCUGGAACGUGGAAGAGAGUCUGGUGUAUCCUGGUCACUGGAGAUACUUCUCUCUGAAUCUCAGUGCCCAAGGAAGAGAUGAUGGUGACUCAGGCUAGGCAGCUAACAGUGGAGAUGGAGAAAAAUCAAGGAAUUCUAAGUACUGUAUAUUUAGGCAGCAGAAUCCACAGGAUUUGGGGGGAAUGGGAUGUAGGAAAGAAGUACUACAUACAAGGCUUGGGUACCUACAUGGGGUUCAUCAGAGGAGAAGCCGAUUUGUGGGGAGACAACAACAAAUUCUACUCUGGUUGUGUGGAGACUCCCAGGAAGCAGUUGGAUAUUCUAGUUUGAAGGCCGUGCCACCAGGCUGCUGUGUGACCUCUGACGAGUCUUCUCCACAUGUAAAGUGUUGUGAUGGCCACCAGCUGGGAAAGCUUCUUGCAGGAUGAACAGCAGCUGGAGGAGCUGGCACGGCAGGCUGUGGACCGGGCCCUGGCUGAGGGAGUGUUGCUGAGGACCUCACAGGAGCCCAGCUCCUCAGAUGUGGUGAGCUAUGCCCCAUUCACACUCUUCCCCUCAGUGGUCCCCAGUGCCCUGCUAGAGCAAGCCUAUGCUGUGCAGAUGGACUUCAACCUGCUAGUGGAUGCUGUCAGCCAGAACGCUGCCUUCCUGGAGCAAACUCUCUCCAGCACCAUCAAAAGGGAUGACUUUACUGCUCGUCUCUUUGAUAUCCACAAGCAAGUCCUGAAAGAGGGCAUUGCCCAGACUGUGUUCCUGGGCCUGAACCGCUCAGACUACAUGUUCCAGCGCAGCGCAGAUGGCUCCCCAGCCCUGAAACAGAUUGAAAUCAACACCAUCUCUGCUAGCUUUGGGGGCCUGGCCUCCCGGACCCCUGCUGUGCAUCGACAUGUUCUCAACGUACUGAGGAAGACCAAAGAAGCUGCCAAGAUCCUCUCCAAUAAUCCCAGCAAGGGACUGGCCAUGGGAAUUGCCAAAGCAUGGGAGCUCUACGGCUCAGCCAAUGCUCUGGUGCUACUGAUUGCUCAAGAGAAAGAAAGGAAUAUAUUUGACCAGCGUGCCAUAGAGAAUGAGCUACUGAGCAAGAACAUCCACGUGAUCCGGCGAAGAUUUGAAGAUAUCUCUGAAAAGGGGUCUCUGGACCAAGACCGAAGGCUGUUUGUGGAGGGCCAAGAAGUUGCUGUGGUUUACUUCCGGGAUGGCUACAUGCCGAGUCAGUACAGUCUACAGAACUGGGAAGCACGCCUGCUGCUGGAGAGGUCAUGUGCUGUCAAGUGCCCGGACAUUGCCACUCAGCUGGCUGGGACAAAGAAGGUGCAGCAGGAGCUGAGUAGGGUGGGCAUACUGGAGGUGUUGCUCCCUGGCCAGGCUGAGGUUGUGGCCCGCCUCCGUGCCACUUUUGCUGGCCUCUACUCAUUGGACAUGGGUGAAGAAGGGGACCAGGCCAUCACUGAGGCCCUUGCUGCCCCUAGCCAGUUUGUGCUAAAGCCCCAGAGAGAGGGUGGAGGUAACAACCUGUAUGGAGAGAAUAUGGUACAGGCCCUGGAGCGGCUGAAGAACAGUGAGGAGAGAGCCUCCUACAUCCUCAUGGAGAAGAUUGAACCUGAGCCUUUUGGGAAUUGCCUUCUACGGCCUGGUAGCCCUGCCCGAGUGGUCCAGUGCAUCUCAGAACUGGGCAUCUUUGGGGUCUAUGUCAGGCAGGGAAAGACACUUGUGAUGAACAAGCACGUGGGGCAUCUACUUCGAACCAAAGCCAUCGAGCAUGCAGAUGGUGGUGUGGCAGCAGGAGUGGCAGUCCUGGACAACCCAUACCCUGUGUGAAGGCACAACCAGGCCAGCUCCAACUUCGCUCAAGAGACCUCCUAUCCCCUGUACUUGUCAUUCCUCUCCUAUCCCUCUCGAGGGGCUGCCCUUAUGGAAGGGUAAAUGCUGGAACCUUCCCCCAGCUUUCCAUCUGAGGAUGAACAAAGCUCUAUUUCCCUAAGAUCUAGAGGCCCCCAAAUCCUUGGGAUGUAGGUACAGCUGAAGGGAAGCUGCUCUAAGAUAAAGGUCCACAAAACCCUGCCCCACUCCUGUAAGCCUCUCAUCAAGCCUUUUCAGAGAGCUCCAGUGCCUGACUUGGGAUAGGACCAAGUGGUGGGAGGAGAGGGAGUGAAGGGGCAUAGCCUUUCCCCAGCUCUGCUUUAAAUAAAACUGCAUUGCUGAUUCA
Molecule: messenger RNA, 2825 nt
Organism: Microcebus murinus (gray mouse lemur)
Lineage: Eukaryota; Metazoa; Chordata; Mammalia; Primates; Cheirogaleidae
Source: RefSeq, a predicted model, not a curated record